This is a messenger RNA of Monomorium pharaonis (pharaoh ant), 1076 nucleotides long. RefSeq names its product probable methylthioribulose-1-phosphate dehydratase. NCBI's taxonomy places the organism in Eukaryota, Metazoa, Arthropoda, Insecta, Hymenoptera, Formicidae. Gene Ontology annotation, molecular function: metal ion binding; methylthioribulose 1-phosphate dehydratase activity. Gene Ontology annotation, cellular component: cytoplasm. The transcript is spliced from 6 exons. The coding region runs from base 224 to 949 and encodes 241 amino acids. The record is from RefSeq and is a predicted model, not a curated record.
AAUGUGUGUCCACCUAAAUUUCCACCAAAUAUAGUCCUUGAUGCAAUAAUUGAAUAAUAAUAUAAACGCAAUCAUUUUUACACGUUACGCAAAAUUUUUUUGCAAUUCUGUACGUAAAUCGUGUGCGAUAUACAUCAUGCGUAGUAUGCAUUGAUAUUUGAAAAUAUAGUAGUUGCAGUGCGCUGCUUUGGUCUCUUACCCUUCAGUCAUUUCAAGAGCGAAAAUGUCAUCAGAAGCUUACGAUGCCAAUUAUGACAAAGAACACCCAAGAAAUCUCAUUCCAGAACUAUGUCGGCAGUUUUAUCAUCUCGGAUGGGUGACUGGUACUGGUGGUGGUAUUUCUAUAAAACAUGAGGACAAGAUUUACAUAGCUCCCUCAGGUGUACAAAAAGAGCGCAUGAUGCCUAAUGAUAUGUUUGUGCAGGAUAUUGAUGGAUCAGAUCUGGAAUUACCUCCACCAGAAAAGAAACUGAAAAAGUCGCAGUGCACCCCGUUAUUUAUGUGCGCAUACUUAAGACGCCAUGCAGGUGCUGUGAUUCACACGCACUCAAAGGUUGCAGUGAUGGCAACACUAUUGUGGCCUGAGAAAGAAAUCAGAAUUACCCAUCUUGAAAUGAUUAAAGGUAUAUGGAACCAGAAAGAGGGUAGAGCGUAUCGUUACGACGAAGAGCUGGUAAUACCAAUCAUAGAAAAUACUCCUUUCGAGAGAGAUUUAAGAGACGAUUUAGAUAAAAUUAUCGUUAGUUACCCUGAAACUUGUGCGGUAUUGGUACGCAGACAUGGAAUUUAUGUGUGGGGUAAUUCUUGGCAACAGGCGAAAACUAUGACAGAAUGUUACGAUUACUUGCUCGAUAUCGCAGUUCAAAUGAAAAAAUAUGGAUUAGAUCCGUCGACAACUCCAAAUGAUUAUGAGUUAAAGCACCAAGCAAAAAUAGAAGAGAAUAGUUAAUAAUUUUUAUACAAAAUUAAUUUUUCUACCAUGAUUCUGUGCCAUAAUGCCGCAUUUCCUAUAUCUCUAAGCUAUGUAUAAUUUUUUAAUAACGUUAAAAAUAAAAAUAAAAAUAAGUUAUAAAAUU